AGUGCUGCAGUAAAGACCCAGAUUUGCGGCGAGAUCAGAUCGCUUCCUGACCUUUGUACUUCUCUAGACAAUCUAGAUAUCACUAUCAGUUUCCUCAAGUCUACAGGAGGCCAACCAGACAAAUCUUUGCACGAGUUUAUGGUUAACACCUUACAGAUGGACACGUCAAUACAAAGUCAAAAAGCCCAACAGGCAUGCGAGUUUCAACAUGCGCAGUCGCUAUGGUUACUGCUGUCUCUACAGAAAUCUAAAAAGACUAUAGAGCAUAAUCAACAUACAGAGUCCACGUUUGAGAGCGUUGUACAGGAGUUCCACGAGGAAUUGCCGGAUGAGUUACUGACUGCAUACAGGGCGUACAUGAAAAAGUUGUCAAUAGAAAAACUCACAGAAUUAUUGGAAAUUUUGCAUGAAUAUAUCCUGUUAGUAGUGGCUGUGAGACAGAACCCUGAGGAUGAAGAUUUUCUUGAUACAUCCAAUAACAAACUUGGAGAAUGGUUGUAUGUAUAUAUAGAGAAUAUGGACAAACCACCACUACAAAUAGCUGUACUGGCAGACUUUCCAAAGGACAUAUUAUACAAACACAGUGUUCAUACAUGGGUUAGUACCUAUGGUAUGCUGAGAGAGAAACAGACAGGAAACUAUCGUAGAUUCUGAUCAUGUCUGUAUUAGAGGGAAGAUUAUUAAAGGACAGUAUUGGACCAAACCUUUUUGGAUUGUUGUAGUAACAUUGUCAGAGUUUGUAAUGAUAACCUGUGAUAUGACAAUAUUUGUUACAUUUGCAGUGAUAUGGUAGAAAUUCAAAGAAGUAUUUAAUUAUUUUGAUUUGCAUGUGAUAAUAUAUGUGUAAGGACCUUGUUUUGUGAAUAUGUGGUGUCAAAUAAUUUCAGUCAUGAAAAAAAGGUAUGUUAGACUAUAAGUUAUUAUCUAUUUAUGAUGUCAUUUAUAAUUCACAUUAGUUUGUUGCUGUUAUUUUGAACUUAUUACAUUCGUUCGAAUUGUUAUUGCUGACAGUUUUCGAUAUUUCAUGAUGUUUUAAAAUGUAUUUUUCAGUUCCAUGCAGUGUGCCUUUAUUUCUCCUGUUGUAUAGUUAUUGUAUUGUGUAGUGCUGGAUUAUGUUUAUUCUUUAGUGUGAUUUUGUUCACUAUUAGUUUUGUUUAAGUUGUAUAUUUAUGUUAAUUUGAUAGUGUGCAGGUACAAUAUGUAAUUAUAGGUUAAAGCGUUUCCAUUUCGCUCAAAUAAAAACACUUUUUGUAUGAACAACACGGUACUAUAUAUGACCGAAAUGAAUACCAUUCAGUUUAAAAGGAUAGAUUUAAGUAAUGAUAACAAAAGAUAACAUUUAAGAAUAUGACUGAAAACAUAAAUUAUAAAUGUUUUAUCGCUUUUUAAAAAUAUUUUGCCUUUCUUCUUUAUCUGUUGUCUAUAAUUUGUGAAGUUUUAUAGAUAAGAUGUAUUUGAAAGAAACGUUAUUCCUGCUCUUUAUUAAUGCCUUGUGAUACAUAACAAAAGACAUGAGACAGAAUUAUUCCUCUUUGUAUUGAAGAUAAAGAAACGCUAUAUAGUCCAGAUUUAUUCAGUGUUAUGGAAUAUGUUUAUUUUUCUUUUACAAGGUAAUUGUUGUUAUUUAUUUGUUGCCUUACUUCUACUGUUUUUGCUUGGCUUAUUGUGUCUAUGAUUUAUUCAAGUAAUGUUUAUGUGAUUUAAUAUUUAAAAAAAAAAACUUACCAUGGCCGAGUGGUUAAGGUCGCUGGCUUCAAAUCACUUGCCCCUCAUCGAUGUGGGUUCGAGCCUCACUCGGGGCGUUGAAUUCUUCAUGUGAGGAAGCCAUCCAGUUGGCGUACGGAAGGUUGGUGGUUCUACCCAGGUGCCCACUCGUGAUGAAAUAAUGAACGGAGGGGCACCUGGGGUCUUCCUCCACCAUUAAAGCUGAAAUGUCGCCAUAUGACCUAUCAUGUGUCGGUGACGUUAAAUCCAACAAAAAAAUACUUACUGAAUGCCAUUUUUAAACGAAAUUAGUUUUUGAGCAUUUUCAGUAUAAAAAUGGAAUAGUAGGUCAUCUAGUUUACACGGUCACUUGAAAUGCGCGUAAUCAUUUAUCUUAAGCAUCCAAACUAUCUAGCAGUCUACAUAGUAGGAAUACACUUAUGUAUAGGGAACAGAGUUUGAAUUAUGUCUGUGAUAGCACUAUUUGAUAGCAGUGUUGGUAUGGACGGUAUCAUUUUAAAUCGACGUAAUUGAAGCAAAUGAUAAAACCUUUAGGCUGCAUAUAUAUUAUUAAGUGAUUUGAAUGGUGAUUUUUUCAAGUAUUAAAAGAACAAAUAUU
This is a messenger RNA of Mercenaria mercenaria, 2323 nucleotides long. RefSeq lists its product as uncharacterized. Bases 139 to 654 code for a protein of 171 amino acids. Lineage: Eukaryota; Metazoa; Mollusca; Bivalvia; Venerida; Veneridae. The record is from RefSeq and is a predicted model, not a curated record. The transcript has 4 exons.